Bemisia tabaci is the source of this 648-nucleotide messenger RNA. RefSeq names its product ribosomal protein S23 (gene RpS23). Gene Ontology annotation, cellular component: ribosome; small ribosomal subunit. The record is from RefSeq and is a predicted model, not a curated record. NCBI's taxonomy places the organism in Eukaryota, Metazoa, Arthropoda, Insecta, Hemiptera, Aleyrodidae. Gene Ontology annotation, biological process: translation. Gene Ontology annotation, molecular function: structural constituent of ribosome.
UGCUGCAAUCUGGCGAACUAUUACUGAACAUCCAACGUCCACAAAUUCCAAAAUUCCAUAUUUUUUCGUCAGCCAUUUUCUCCCGCGACGUAAGCCACCUUGUUUUGUGAACGUGCUAUUUUUCUAUUUUAGCAAUGGGUAAACCUCGUGGAUUACGUACCGCUCGCAAGCACGUUAACAACCGUCGUGAAAACAGAUGGGCUGACCAGGACUACAAGAAAGCUCAUUUGGGAACGAGAUGGAAGGCCAAUCCCUUUGGUGGUGCCUCUCAUGCCAAAGGAAUCGUGUUGGAAAAAGUUGGAGUAGAAGCCAAACAACCCAACUCUGCUAUCAGGAAGUGUGUGAGAGUACAGCUCAUCAAGAACGGUAAAAAGAUCACAGCCUUCGUCCCCCGUGACGGUUGUUUAAAUUAUAUUGAAGAAAACGAUGAAGUAUUAGUCGCUGGAUUUGGUCGUAAAGGUCACGCUGUUGGAGAUAUCCCCGGAGUCAGAUUCAAGGUGGUGAAAGUAGCUAACGUGUCUCUUCUAGCUUUAUACAAAGAAAAGAAAGAAAGACCUAGAUCUUAAGUGUGUAUGUAUUUCAUUUUUUGUUUCUAUCUUUUGUAUAUGUUUUGACAAAUAAACCAUCUGUGACUGAUGUUAUUUUUAA